UUCAUGGUUGUUGUAGCUUCAUCUCCUUUUUGAGAAAUCAAACAUACGAAAAAAUAUCUAGAGAAUUAAAUAAGUUAUGGUUCGAAUGAUUUUGGGAACGACAGCGGUAUCGCUAGUUCUCUCGAUAGUCAAUGCCAUAUCAACAACUGCAGCAGGAUUUGUUGCAGAUGAUACGAGCGUCACAUUUGCUCUCAACAUACCGGAGAAAAAUACAAACAAUGAUCUAUAUUUCAGCAUAUCAGGUCCGAGCAGCUGCUCCUGGAUAGCUGUUGGCAUGGGAUCAAACAAGAUGAAAGAUUCCCUUAUGUUUAUGAUAUAUGCCGAUUCCACCGGAAAGAAUGUAACUCUCAGUCCUCGGAUAGCUUCCGGGGAGAAUGAACCAUCGCAUACCACAGAUAUCGUGGUAGAAUCUCUUGCUGGCACGGGAAUUUCCAACGACACUUUCACUUGGAAUGGGAGAUGUCUAAACUGUACCUCGUGGAAAGGAGGAUCUUUAGGCCCGACAACAAAUCAAAACGCAACGUUCAUAUGGGCAAAUGGACCGCCCGGAACCCUGAAGUCAAACUCAUUACACGCCGACGUCAAGAGACAUGAUUCUUAUGGGGUUUUUUCCAUGGAUUUAUCGAAAGCGGUGGGUACAUCAGGUGUACCUGCGGUUCCAACUUCGAAUUCUAAAGGCACGAUCCAAAUCUCUGAGAAAGGGGACAGCACCAUCUCAUCCGCUGCUCAUGCUGUUUUGAUGGUCCUAGUAUUUGUUGGACUUUUACCAUUGGGUAUAGUCAUUUUGAGAUUUCUGAAUAGCCCCAGGUGGCAUGCUCUCAACCAAACCAUAUCUCUUGCAAUUGCACUUAUAGGCGUUGGAUUAGGCGCGAAGCUGGGCACACUUUACAAUCGGACGAAAGGUUUCAAAUCUGGGCAUCAAAUAUUUGGCCUUAUCAUUAUCAUAGCCAUGAUCGGACAAUGGAUUCUUGGCUUUCUUCACCAUCGAAUGUACAAGAAAACCUCGGCCACAACCAAAUUUGCCCCUAUACAUGUUUGGCUAGGUCGCGUUAUUAUCCCUGCUGGAAUCAUAAACGCUUUCAUUGGUUUCCCCCUCGCCCUCAACCCCAAAUUCGACUGGGCACUUCUAGUCUGCACCCUUCUCAUGGUCAUCAUCUGCGCCCCCGUUCUCUUCUGGGGCUACAAACGUCGCCAAGCAAAGAAAAUCGAAGAUAUCACAGGGGAAGUAGAAGGCUACGAAGCAGAGCCGUGGAGAAAUCCACAGGCACAGUAUGAUAUUGGUCUUAACCAUAUGAAUAUGAAUAUGAACUCCAAUCUUGGGGUACCUCCACCUUACCAUGCGGGAGGACAUCAGCAGCAGAUUUCUCAGCAAAGGAUACCGGGCCAGUCGUCGCAUAAUUUGCCGGUGCAACAGGGGACGCAGUUUGUUUGAGGAUUGAAAUCGAUUCGAGAAUCGACACACGGCGUUGUGUUCUAUUGAAAAGGGCGAAGAUCAAUUGGGGUGAUAUAGGGAAUAUUAAAUAUGGUAAACAAGACACAUGGAGUGUUUAAGGGUCUAAGGAAUGACAGUUAUGUGGCAAAGGGUUAAAAUUUCGGGAUACCGAGGAAAUAUAAUCAAGCAUAAUGACGGCGUUUGGUUUGGGUCAUGAGUCGCGGAGGAAACGGGAUACGCAUCAAGGAUUCGUGUAAGGCCUGGUUGCCAACAUAAAAUAGGGUGUUAUUUUGGGGUAUUUGGACAUAUCUCUUUGAGAAUACAUUGGAACACUGUACACUUGAUAUCUCACACUGUCGAACCUUCAGAGCAUUUGAGGUC
This is a messenger RNA of Botrytis sinoallii, 1813 nucleotides long. RefSeq lists its product as uncharacterized. The transcript has 5 exons. Bases 77 to 1432 code for a protein of 451 amino acids. The record is from RefSeq and is a predicted model, not a curated record. Lineage: Eukaryota; Fungi; Ascomycota; Leotiomycetes; Helotiales; Sclerotiniaceae.